Messenger RNA from Bipolaris zeicola 26-R-13, 171 nucleotides. RefSeq lists its product as uncharacterized. The annotation marks the transcript as partial. The record is from RefSeq and is a predicted model, not a curated record. Lineage: Eukaryota; Fungi; Ascomycota; Dothideomycetes; Pleosporales; Pleosporaceae. The transcript has a single exon.
GAAGUCGGGCAUUAUCGUCGAUCCACAAGUCCAGGUACCGAAGCUAUUCUUUUUUUCCCUACUUGGCGAGUCUGGAGCUGGCGAGACAAGACGCAUACAGCCAUAGUUUCAGGAGCGGUGCCUGGGUGUGGGGUAGGCGCCUCUGGUUCGUCCGGAGAAAAGGUGGCCUAG